AUGGAUCUCAACAACGAGACGUUCUUCGACCAUUACCUCGUGGUUCAUCCCUGGUCACCAAAGUUUAGAACGUCCGACAAGAUUCACAAAUCUAUCACCGCCUGGGUCCAACUACCGGAGCUCCCUGUACAUUUCUACCACCGGGAAGUCUUGUUCGCGCUCGGCAAUCUUAUAGGUAGAACUGUCAAAUUGGAUUACCACAUAGAGAUGAUAGAAAGGGGGAAGUUUGCAAGGAUUGCCAUAGAACUGGACAUGAUGAAACCUCUCCCGACCCGCAUUCGCUUGGACGGAUUCUGGCAACAAGUUCUGUAUGAAAACCUCCCCCAAAUCUGCUUCGAAUGUGGAAGAAUCGGCCAUUCGGAGGACACCUGCCCAAAGAAACCGAACAACUUGGUUACUAUGCUAACUUCAGGGUCUACAGUGCAAUCAACAAGCGGCGCCGCCCAGAUCGAAUCACCGGUGGAGCCGCCGACCGGCUAUGGUCCUUGGAUGCAGGUGGUGCGCAAAUCUCGCAAACCAACUAGGAAAGUCAGCGACAAUCAAGGGAACUAUCCAGUAAAACCUACCAACCAGGGAAAGCAAACGACCAAAAGCACUGGAUAUUCGAAGGGAGACACUCACGGCACGACGACUGGGAAUGAUGGAAAAGGAAAGGCGAAUCACAAAUCCGAACACAAGAAAGGAAAAUCGGAUCUUCAGAAGGGGAAAGGCUCAGCGGAUGGAGGUAAACCUGCACAGGGAAACAAGAAGAUUAUCAACGGCUCUCAGGAGUGGGUUCCGAUGGGAGCUGUCAAGGAUGCCUCCAACAUCCAAAGCCUGGUUACUGACUCUGGGCCGCGGACUCAGAGCCCACAUGUUGCUGGCCCUAACGACCUAGCAAUGGGAAUUCUCUCUUCCAGCCCAUCUUUGGUCAAGCUAAGCCCAGAAGUUACUAUGAAGGAAAACGCAAACCCAAAUGUAACCUCUCAUUCAGUCAGGCAACAUUUCGAGGAAUAA
Molecule: messenger RNA, 996 nt
Organism: Linum tenue
Lineage: Eukaryota; Viridiplantae; Streptophyta; Magnoliopsida; Malpighiales; Linaceae
Source: the annotation of a GenBank genome assembly